Molecule: messenger RNA, 1743 nt
Organism: Moneuplotes crassus
Lineage: Eukaryota; Ciliophora; Spirotrichea; Euplotida; Euplotidae
Source: the annotation of a GenBank genome assembly
AUUAAAAAUGAGCUACAAAGGGUAUAAAAAGAAUGUUAGCAAAUAUGGAAAGAAGCCAGGAACAAGUGUGCCUUCCUCAAUUAAUACACAUUCAGGGUAUAUUUACUCAGGAAGGUCUAUCACUCCUGAUAAAUAAGCCUGGUAUCGUUGUUAAAAAGAACUCAAGUAUUUAUGGAAGGGGCUCUGGAGCCUCAACUGAUAGGAGCCAGAACAUGAACAGACAUCUUUCUCUCACUGCUAUCAGUGGGAGUAGCAAGAACCCUCAUAGCCGGAAUAUAAACCGAACAAGGGAUCUUAAAGCGAAAGGGUCUAUUUCUAGUAGUUCUUCAUAUCAUCAUACUUCCAAUGGGAAAAUAUCGACUAGUAAGACUUUUAGGGCUAAAAUAGGAGAAGAAACUGAUAGAGAACUCAAACUUCUUGAGACCAUAAAACUUCUUAAGAGUGAGAACAAAUAAGCUGUACCAGGUCUCAAAGGAUUCUGAGAAGAACUUGCUUGAUAAAAUCAAAGAAUCAAGGAAGGAAAUGGAGAAGAUGACUACAAUUAUUAACCAACUGUGGCCUUUUAUUCAGACUCACUUGAAACGAGAAAUUGGCAGUGCUAAGAUUUCAAAUCUCAAGAGAAUGGCAAAGGAGGAAAGCCGGGUUAACUUCCUGGAAACUCUUUCCAAAGUCAUUGCCAAGGUCAAGAAAGACGCAGAGAAGGAGGGUAGGUCUCUCUUUGGGACUGAUUCAGAUUCUAAAUACGAGCAAAAACUCAAGCGGGAUCAUGCUAAAUUUGACCAGAUUGAGCAAUCGUUAAAAGCACAAUUGAAGGAAAGAGAAAUUUGGGAGAACAAGGCUAGAGCCUUGAUAGAAAAACUCCAAACCCGGGUGAAGGAAUUAGAUGCUUUUAGGCUCACAACUACAGACCAUAUUAUGGGAAAAGCCACAUCUCAAGAGGAACUUCUCUUCCUUGUCAGAGCCAAUGAGAGAAUAAGCGCCUUCCAGGACAAAGAUCUCCUUGAUACAGAUGAGAAGUUUGAAGAUGGAGGGUUCAUCUCUAAUAAACGGCAUUAUGAAAUUCUGGACGAUUAUGAACCAGCCCCAUCAUUUUUAAAAGCUCUUACUAACGAAAUUUUAUACCUCGAAGAAGAGGAUGAAGAUCUGAUCAAUGAAAGUUAUAGUAAAAAGCUAUUUAGUGAGAGUAAUAUUCCCUCAACAGAUUACGAAGAGCAUAAGCAUGAAAUAAGCAGCCAAUACCUUCAGGUCAAAAAGAUCAAUACCAUUGAUCAAGUGCCAGGGCUGAUAAAAGAUACUUCGGAUGAAUUCAAGCACCAAAAUGUUGAUUUUGGAAGCGAGUUUAGCCAUAAAUUCAAGAAUGCAAUGAAGCAGCCCAAAAUUGGUUCAAAGAGGAUAAAGACCGCACGUGAGCGAAAUUUGAACAAAACUGGUGAGUAUGGUAGACACGACCCAAUGGGGUUAACUUCCCAUUCGAUUGAAAAAUUAGGAACAUCUCUGGAUCGAGACAACAGGUCUGACAUUGAGAAAUCUUUGCAAGCCAAGAGGAAUCACAAAGUGAUCGAUAUGAAAAAUCUGAAGGCAGGAGUAGUCAAUAUUCCCAAUGAAUCUGCUAAGAUAAGAUAACCUAAUAAUGGGUUUCUAUGUCAGGAAUUUGAAUUUGAAGUAAAAUGAUAAAAGUAAACCGAUUUGAAAUAUCAGGUACAUAUAGUUAUGAAUGAAAAUCUUAAAUUCCUCCAACUAAUU